GUAUUAAAUGUUUUACGUAUCAUUGUAACCUUAUAAAUGCGCAAUUGCUUGUUUCAAAACGUCAGUUUAACUGGCUGAGUGGAAUGUGUAGACUAGUCGUGGUACCGGCAGUGUGGUCAUUUCAUUCCUAAUCUGUUUGCUGUAAAUAGCAAAUCCAGACGCACAGGCUCCCGUUUCGUAAAUUUGAAGACAACACUGUGGGCCCAUGAAAAGCAGCAGUUGUGUUGUUUGAAACCCCUUUUAACCCCUUGACUUGCAGUACAAAUACAAACGAGUUCAUGAGAGUGCAUUUUGAGAGUCGUCGUCAUGGAGCCAGCGUGCCGCAAAGACAAGCAGAAGCAGAAGGAGACCCCGAACAGAGGGGAUAACGGCAAGGCCAAGCAGAAAUCUGCGCAGCAGGAACUGAAGCAGAGACAGAGAGCAGAGAUUUACGCCCUGAACAAAGUGAUGACCGAACUGGAGCAGCAGCAGUUUGAGGCGUUCUGUAAGCAGAUGCAGUCGCAGGGGGAGUGAUGUGGAGCUCCAGGGCUUCAGGGGGGACCCUUCCAGUACCUGGAUGGAAACAGAAGAUGCUAUUUUGAAGCAAGUUCGAAGUUUGCCCUGAAAAGUUACAAAAAAAAAUAAUAAUUGUGAGUAUUAUAAGCGUUCAAACUGGUGGUGUCAAAGUCCCAGUUCAAAUCGUGUUAGCUCUGCUCUGCUGCCCGUGGAUAUCAACAGGUUAGCUGCUUCUUGCUAGAUUUAUAAUGUGUGUUUUGUUUUGCGUUCAGAAAUGGGGUCAGCUUGGCAUUGUCGGGCCCAUAGGGUGAGUUGCAACAUUCCACUUGAACUGGUUAAACUGAGGUGUAGCCUGAAAAUAAGCAUGUUGGCUCAAGUUUUAACAUAGACCAUGCCUUGUGAGGUUUUACUGUGCUUUGCAUUUCAAUGGUUUUCAAAUAUUUGAAUGAUAUGAAUGAAGUUUUAGUGGUUUUUUUUGUGUAAUUUAGGUUCAGAUUUUUCUUUUCUUUUUUUUUUUUUUUUUUUUUUAAAGGCUAACAUUUAAAACUAUGGCGUUUGUUACAAGUGAACUUUGAUUUGUGGUUUGCAUUGCCCUUUUAAAUGCUAUUCAAGUGGAUCUUGGUGCACUCCACGAGGAACAUUGUUUUGCUCAAUACUGAGGUUAAUUGUUAAAGACUUCUGUGCUUAAUAUAUAUAUAUAUAUAUAUAUAUAUAUAUAUAUAUAAUUAUAUAUUUUAAAAAAAGCAUGAUAUCUAAAAGGUUUUAAAUGUUUUAUAUAUAAAAGUAUACAUAAUUACAAAUGCACACACUAAGGGAAAUGUGUCAAUUAGGUUUAAAAUGGGUCUAAAGUAAGUGGGUCUUGCAAAACCAGUGAAAUGGCCCAAGAGGUUGGGUUUAAUUUAAACCAGUAUUAUGUUCUAACUGGAGGAUGAACCAGAACUCAGUUUAGUACCAAGGAUGUGGACCGUUGCAACUGGCCCUUGACUUAUUCAUGUGGAAGUGUGCCAGUGAUCAAGACCAAUGGAGGGCCCAGCAAAACACACUAAAGCAGUCGGCAGCAUGAUUCAAUCAACAUGGCUGUGCCUUUAAAACAAUGCACAGUAGAACCUCGAAGCUAUGAGCAGCACAAACCAGCAAACCACACCACCUGGCACUGGAAACCGGGCUCCGGGCUCCUGCACAGGGGGUGAAGAUCAGACCUGGCAGAACUAUUAAUACCGCACUCCUGCAGCAGAGGUGUUAGUUUCAGAGUGACUGACAUUUCAGUAAUAUGAACUCCCUCCAUCCCUAUGUGUUCAAAACUUUGGGACCCUACAGUGUUGUGAGAGAUGUCUUUUGAUCAAAAGUCUGAAUAUGUAGCCAGUGUAAAACAAGUAUAAGAAGCUACGGAAAUAUACUGGUGCUUAUAAGCCCCCUGUGGGUGAACAUUGUGUUGCUUUUAAUAAUAUUGUUGGGUUUUUUUUUGUUGCUGUACUGAUUUUAUGCUUUUUGUAUUUAUUUUGAUUAACCUGUUUUAAUAAAUUAACUUUAUUGAAAUGUUUUAGUUUCUAUAAA
This is a messenger RNA of Acipenser ruthenus (sterlet), 2049 nucleotides long. RefSeq names its product small vasohibin-binding protein-like. The coding region runs from base 307 to 513 and encodes 68 amino acids. NCBI's taxonomy places the organism in Eukaryota, Metazoa, Chordata, Actinopteri, Acipenseriformes, Acipenseridae. Gene Ontology annotation, cellular component: apical part of cell. The record is from RefSeq and is a predicted model, not a curated record. Gene Ontology annotation, biological process: protein secretion; negative regulation of protein ubiquitination. The transcript has 4 exons.